Dicrocoelium dendriticum is the source of this 1155-nucleotide messenger RNA. The record is from the annotation of a GenBank genome assembly. NCBI's taxonomy places the organism in Eukaryota, Metazoa, Platyhelminthes, Trematoda, Plagiorchiida, Dicrocoeliidae.
AUGGGUGCCAAUUAUUUCAUUGGAAGGAUCAAAAUGUUCACAAGUACUCUCUGCAUUGUCCUCGCGGUGUGCGCUACUUUGGCUUCUCACAGUUCUGGUUUCCAAUUUGAAGGGCUCUAUGAACCAGGUAAUAUUCAAGAAGAUGAGCUACACACCUCCACUGUGGCACCAGCUUACCAUAUUGGUCCAGAAUUUUGGAACCGCAUGGUUAACCACGGCAAUCGUGAACAGCUGAUGAGAACUGCCGUCAAACCAGCUGCUCAGAAUGUGACACGAGAUGCUGACACAAGAGAUAAGAAGAAGAAAAGGAAAAAGGAUAAGGAGACGACCGAAAUUCCUACCGCAAUGCAGCCCACGCCACAUCCUCCACCAGCUGAAGUCAGAAAACUGUCACAAGCUCGCGAACCCCCAAGUAAUGCACUUCUGCAAACCAGGAUUCCUAACUCUACAAUUGUCUCCUUCCAAGGCUUCGAAAGUGUGUCACAAAUGCAUCCGAACUCAUCCGCGUCCGUGGUGCCACAUGCAGAAGCUGGCUACCUCUUUCACUCGCUUGGUCUGCUAACAAAUGAUGCCCACCUUUUCGUGCAAAUGUUGGAAGAACUCAAUGAAAAGAACUACAAGACUCUGGUGAAACUCCUUAGACACCACCACUCUUCCUCACUAGCUGCGGCAGAUUACGACGCAAUGCUACAGACUUGGAUGCAGAUUGCCAUAGGAUCCGAGGCGCUCUCAGAAAAUUUCCUCCGUCGAAUGUAUAAUUUAGCUGGAGCAAACAGAUCUGCCGAUUACACAAGCGCAUUGCUUUCCAAUUUGAGGAUAUAUUUAAAAUCGUAUGUAUCGGGUAUCUUGAAGAGGCAAGAUACAGUGUUGCAAACAGCUUUCGGUUUCGUCAACCAAACUUCAAUCACGAGCGACGAUUUUACUUUGCUUGAGAAACUACUUGGUCUACACCAGGAAAUUCAUACACAUUCAUUCAAAACAAUGAAUAUCUACGUCGAUUUGGUCAACCGCUUAGUAGAUAUCAAACCAGAGUCAACAUAAAGUACCAAAUUCCCAUCAGAUACAUGAGCGAACUUUCCAAACCUUUUGUACUAAUUCGUACAUCAUUGUAAGGAAAUAAGGAAAACAGGCAUUGGCUAAUAAAACUUGCAUCCG